This is a messenger RNA of Pyrus x bretschneideri (Chinese white pear), 4863 nucleotides long. Its product is annotated as alpha-glucan water dikinase 1, chloroplastic. The record is from RefSeq and is a predicted model, not a curated record. Gene Ontology annotation, biological process: phosphorylation. Gene Ontology annotation, molecular function: kinase activity; ATP binding. Bases 438 to 4655 code for a protein of 1405 amino acids. The transcript has 34 exons. Lineage: Eukaryota; Viridiplantae; Streptophyta; Magnoliopsida; Rosales; Rosaceae.
AUCGCAAGAUCUCGCGGACUGGCUUUAAACCAAAGCCUUCGUCUUGGAGCUCUCCCCAUCUUUCACUUUCUCUCUCCUCGUACUUCACUCCCCCCCCUCCUCUCUCUCUAGAAUCUGAUCGUAUAUUCAUUCUCUCUUUCUCUGUACAGGCUCGGAACUUGGAAUCAAUUUCCCGGGAUUCUAGAUGUUUCGGAGCUAUGAAUGAGUGGAAAUGUUGCAGUGAAUCGGCGAUGUUGUUUUUAGCUCAAAUUUUCUACGAUUUUCUGUUUGUUUCUCGAGAAAUUUUUCGUAAGAGGAAGAAAAGAUGUGCGGCGCUUGAAAUUUUGAAAUCCUUUUGCUUUGAGAAACAGUGAAAGUGAAAAGGUAUUAGCUUUGAUGAGAGUGAUAGGUGUAAUCCAACAAGAGGCGAGCAAAAAUUGAGGAGCGUGUCAACGAAUAUGAGCAAUUCCGUAGGCCAUAACUUGCUCAAUCAGAGCUUGUUUCAAAGCAAGAUAAAUUCUUCUGGUAUUCCUACCAACACAUUGUUUCAAGCUAAGAGCGUCCACCAAGUGACAGCUCAGGCGCGAAAAUCACCCAUAUCCAAGAAAUUCUGUGGGAACACUUUGAACGUUCAGAAACCGACGUUAGCCAUGGGGUCACGCUGCCCCGUUACAGCUAUUCCUCGUGCCGUAUUAACCACUGAUCCGCCUUCCAAUCAGCAGCUUGCUGGAAAAUUCAAUCUCGAUGGGAAUAUUGAAAUGCAGGUUUAUGUGAAUCCUUCCACACCGGGAUCUGCCACUCAAGUAGAUAUCCGUGUAGCAUAUAGCGGUGACUCUUUGACUCUUCACUGGGGUGGGAUAAAAGAUAGAAAAGAAAAAUGGGUGUUUCCAUCUCGUCACCCAGAUGGAACCAAAGUAUAUAAAAACAAAGCUCUUAGAACACCUUUUGUGAAUUCCGGCUCCAGUUCCUUGCUUCAAAUUGAGAUUGAUGAUCCUACAAUACAAGCAAUCGAAUUUCUUUUAGUUGAUGAAAGCCAGAACAGAUGGUUUAAGAACAGUGGUGAUAACUUUCAUGUUAAGUUACCUGCAAAAGAGAAGUUGAUAUCCAAUGCUUCAGUUCCUGAAGAGCUUGUACAAAUUCAAGCAUAUUUGAGGUGGGAAAGAAAGGGUAAACAGAUGUAUACACCAGAGCAAGAAAAGGUGGAGUACGAAGCAGCCCGAACUGAGUUAUUGGAGGAAGUAGCUAGGGGUACUUCCAUACAAGAGCUCCAAGCAAGGUUGACCAAGAAAAAUGAUGGUGGUAAGAUUGAAGAGCCAUCUGGUUCUGAUACAAAGGCUGCAAAAAAAUCUGAAAGCAAAAAGGUUUUUAGAACCGAGAGAAUUCAACGCAAGAGGAGGGACUUAACGCGGAUUAUCAACAAACAUGCUACUAAACCUGUUGAUGAAGCUAAAUUUGUAGAUGAAGAACAUCCAGCCAAACCAAAACCCUUGACAGCAGUUGAGCUUUUCGCCAAGGAAAAGGAAGAACAGGAUGGAGGUUCUAUUCUGAGGAAAAACAUCUUCAAGAUCAAUGAUAAGGAACUUCUGGUACUUGUAACCAAGCCUGCUGGGAAGACAAAGGUUCAUCUGGCAACAGAUUUCAAAGAGCCACUUACCCUUCACUGGGCUUUAUCUGCAAGCAAGGCUGGAGAGUGGUCGGAACCACCUGCAAAUACACAUCCCCAGGGUUCAGUUGCUCUAAAUGGGGCUGUUGAAACACAAUUUAGACCAAGUUCCACUGACUCUGCUUAUGAGGUUCAAUCUAUAGAAAUAGAAAUUGAAGGAGAGAGUUUUAAAGGAAUGCCGUUUGUCCUUAAUGCUUCUGGGAACUGGAUGAAGAAUCAAGGCUCCGAUUUCUAUGUUGACUUUGGCGUCGAACGCAAGAAAGCUCAGAAGGAUACUGGUGAUGGCAAAGGUACUGCAAAGGCUUUGUUGGAUAAAAUAGCCGACCAGGAGAGUGAGGCACAGAAAUCCUUUAUGCAUCGAUUUAACAUUGCAGCAGACUUGGUCAAUCAAGCAAAAGAUGCUGGUGAAUUAGGUCUUGCAGGUAUAUUGGUGUGGAUGAGGUUUAUGGCUACGAGGCAGCUCAUUUGGAAUAAAAAUUACAAUGUGAAACCACGUGAGAUUAGUAAAGCACAGGACAGGCUCACGGACUUGCUCCAGAAUGUUUAUGCAAAUUAUCCACAGUAUCGCGAACUUCUACGGAUGAUCUUGUCUACCGUUGGCCGUGGAGGAGAAGGGGAUGUGGGACAGCGAAUUCGAGAUGAGAUCCUUGUUAUCCAGAGAAAAAAUAAUUGCAAAGGUGGAAUGAUGGAGGAAUGGCAUCAAAAGUUGCAUAAUAACACAAGUCCAGAUGAUGUUGUUAUUUGUCAGGCAUUAAUAGAUUACAUAAAAAAUGACUUUGAUAUUGGUGUUUACUGGAAAACUUUGAAUGAGAAUGGAAUCACAAAAGAACGUCUCCUGAGCUACGAUCGUGCAAUCCGUAAUGAACCAAAUUUCAGGAGAGAUCAGAAAGAUGGUCUUCUGCGUGAUCUGGGGCACUACAUGAGAACUUUGAAGGCUGUUCAUUCAGGUGCAGAUCUUGAGUCUGCCAUUCAAAAUUGUAUGGGCUACAAAGAUGAGGGUCAAGGAUUCAUGGUUGGAGUACAAAUAAAUCCUAUAUCCGGCUUGCCAUCUGAAGUUCCAGACCUCCUGCGAUUUGUACUAGAACAUGUUGAGGACAAGAAUGUGGAAGUCCUUAUUGAGGGUUUGCUUGAGGCGCGCCAGGCGCUUUGGCCAUUGCUCUCUAAGCCUCAUGAUCGUCUGAGGGAUCUUUUAUUUUUAGACAUUGCCCUUGAUUCUACUGUUAGGACCGCAAUUGAGAGGGGAUAUGAAGAACUGAAUAAUGCUGGACCAGAGAAAAUUAUGUACUUCAUCUCCUUAGUUUUAGAAAACCUGGCCCUAUCAUCAGACGAUAACGAAGAUCUCAUUUACUGUUUGAAGGGAUGGGAUCAGGCUCAAAACAUGUUAAAAAGUAAAAGCAAUGACUGGGCAUUAUAUUCAAAAUCAAUCCUAGACAGAACCCGCCUUGCACUUGCAAACAAGGCAGAAUCGUAUCACAGAAUUUUACAGCCAUCAGCAGAAUACCUCGGAGCACAGCUUGGAGUGGACCAAUGGGCUGUGAACAUAUUUACUGAAGAAAUAAUCCGUGCUGGAUCAGCUGCAUCUUUAUCCUCACUUCUGAAUCGGCUUGAUCCGGUUCUUCGAAAGACUGCUAAUAUGGGCAGUUGGCAGGUUAUCAGCCCAGUUGAAGUUGUUGGAUAUGUGGUCUAUGUGGAUGAAUUGCUCACUGUUCAGAAUAAAGUUUACAGCAAGCCCACAAUUUUGGUGGCAAAAAGUGUAAAAGGUGAGGAAGAAAUUCCAGAUGGCACUGUUGCUGUUCUGACACCAGAUAUGCCAGACGUCCUAUCUCAUGUCUCUGUCCGUGCAAGAAAUAGCAAGGUUUGUUUUGCGACAUGCUUUGACCCCAAUAUUCUGGCCGACCUCCGAGCUAGUGAAGGGAAGUUAUUACGUCUAAAGCCAACACCUGCUGAUAUAGUUUAUAGUGAGGUCAAUGAGGGUGAGCUAGAUGCAGAUUCAACUGAUUCAAAAGAAGACACUCCAUCUCUGACAUUGGUCAAGAAAAAAUUUACUGGUAGAUAUGCCAUAUCAUCUGAUGAGUUCACAAGCGAUAUGGUUGGAGCUAAAUCACGUAAUAUUGCUUAUGUAAAAGGAAAACUUCCGUCUUGGGUUGGAAUUCCUACAUCGGUUGCCCUACCAUUUGGAUCAUUUGAAAAGGUUCUUUCAGAAGAUUCAAACAAGGCAGUGGCUGAAAAGUUGGAAACUCUAAAGAAAAAGUUGAAAGACGGAGAUUUUGAUUCGCUCAAGAAGAUUCGGGAAACAGUUUUACAGCUGGCAGCACCGCCCCAGUUGGUGCAAGAGCUGAAGACUACAAUGAAGGGGUCAGGAAUGCCUUGGCCUGGUGAUGAAGGUGAACAACGGUGGGAACAAGCAUGGACGGCUAUAAAAAAGGUCUGGGCUUCAAAGUGGAACGAGAGAGCGUACUUCAGCACGAGAAAAGUGAAAUUAGAUCACGACUAUCUUUGCAUGGCUGUCCUUGUUCAGGAAAUCAUAAACGCUGACUAUGCAUUCGUUAUUCACACAACUAACCCAUCUUCAGGAGACUCAUCAGAGAUAUAUGCUGAGGUUGUUAAGGGGCUUGGAGAAACCCUAGUUGGAGCUUAUCCUGGACGCGCUCUAAGUUUUAUUAGCAAAAAGAAUGAUCUGGACUCUCCUCAGGUGAUAGGAUACCCUAGCAAACCCAUUGGCCUCUUUAUAAAACGGUCUAUAAUCUUUCGAUCUGAUUCCAAUGGUGAAGAUCUCGAAGGUUAUGCUGGUGCAGGUCUUUACGACAGUGUACCUAUGGAUGAGGAAGAGAAAGUCGUGGUUGACUACUCAUCUGACCCGCUGAUGGUUGAUGGAAACUUCCGCAAGACAAUCCUCUCUAGCAUUGCUCGUGCAGGAAGCGCAAUCGAGGAACUGUAUGGAUCUCCACAAGACAUUGAAGGUGUGAUCAGGGACGGUAAACUCUAUGUUGUCCAGACAAGACCCCAAAUGUGAUUCAUAUCUUUUGUAUUCUUUCUACGAUUUGUGUCAUAGACAUUGUUUACUGUAGAAUGAGAAUAAAAAACGAAACAAAUAAUGAGAAAAAUUUGUAUCUUCUGAGGCAUGCCUGUUUACAAGAAGCAAUAUGCUUUCAUUAGUUUUGUAAAAUACUCCAUUGACUCCAUCAAUUUAUAUAUAAAUAGAGGGGCAUAUUUUGUAUUUA